GGUGCUAGGAUCUUUGGCUCAGUGAGAGAGAUUUUGGUUCUUCUUUUUUUUUUGGGGAGUGGUCUGGUCUAGCAGGAGAGGUUUGAUUGGGGUUUCUUCCUCUCGUUUUUUGUAGGGUAAGGUUGAAUGGGAUUAGGGCAUCAGGUUGUUUCGUUUCGUGCAUUGGUGGUUGGGGGUGUUUGCUUGCUGAAGAAGCGAGGUUGAGUUGGGGGGUCUGUUGACGAAGAGGGUUGACAAGAUCAUGACAUUAAACCGGGCAAUGCUUGAUUAUGUUUAAUAGUGCGAGGAGUAUCUGUGUCUCUGAAGUUAUUGCCUUCAAUGGAGGUUGAAACUGGUUGUGGUGAUGAUGUUGUCAGUUCAAGCAAUGAGGUGCAGGAGUUGUGGCCCCUGGGUGAAGUAGACCAAAAGGGGGCCAGGUUCCCUUGUUCUAUUGUCUGGACGCCUCUCCCAGUGGUAUCCUGGCUGGCUCCUUACAUAGGUCACGUUGGGAUUGCCCGGGAGGAUGGAACUGUCUUGGACUUUGCAGGUUCAAAUUUUGUGAGUGUAGAUGACUUUGCAUAUGGUUCUGUUGCGAGGUGCCUCCAGCUUGACAGGAGAAAGUGCUGCUUCCCUGCCAACCUCGCGGCGCACGUGUGCGCGAGAUCCUACGAGCACUUGGAGGCCGGGACGGCGAUCUCGUGGGAUGACGCGCUGCGGUCCGGAGCGAGGCGGUUCGAGCACAAGUGCUACAACCUCUUCACCUGCAACAGCCACUCCUUCGUGGCGAGCUGCCUGAACCGGCUCGCCUACGACGGCUCCGUCGGGUGGAACGUCCUCAACCUGGCGGCGCUCGUGUGGCUGCGCGGCCGGUGGCUGGGCAAGAUGGCCGUCGUCCGGUCGUUCCUCCCGUUCGCCGCCGUGGGGUGCGUCGGAGUCGCCAUGGCCGGCUGGUCCUUCCUCGUCGGCAUGGCGGCCUUCUCGUCCCUCCUGCUCGGGUGGUUCCUCUUCGGCGUCUACUGCAUCAGGGGCUUGGUCUGCUGAUCGAACUCAUCUACAGCAACCGAAACCCCUGACGGAUGAAGCCGUUUUGUCGGAGAUGCGACCAAAAUUUGCGUCUCUUUUCAGUUAUGCAAUGCCGACUCCCUGCAAAAUUUAGACAACUUCUACGGUGAUUUCUGCUAGGAUGGAACCAGAAUUUUACUACUACAUUUGUAUUCAGGCGGGGAGAAGAACUGGUGCUCUAGUGAUAGCCGAAAUGAUCAUUUCUACCGUGCUGUACUGUUCACUUGGUUCGUGUUAUCUAAUCUUUUCGCUUUCGCUUCUGCUUAUUUUAUAAACCAAAAUUUAAAUUUUUAACUUUAAAUUCA
Molecule: messenger RNA, 1346 nt
Organism: Oryza brachyantha (malo sina)
Lineage: Eukaryota; Viridiplantae; Streptophyta; Magnoliopsida; Poales; Poaceae
Product: protein REVERSION-TO-ETHYLENE SENSITIVITY1-like
Exons: 3
Coding region: 319-1020 (233 amino acids)
Biological process (GO): response to ethylene; regulation of ethylene-activated signaling pathway
Cellular component (GO): Golgi apparatus; endoplasmic reticulum
Source: RefSeq, a predicted model, not a curated record